Messenger RNA from Arctia plantaginis, 1254 nucleotides. The record is from the annotation of a GenBank genome assembly. NCBI's taxonomy places the organism in Eukaryota, Metazoa, Arthropoda, Insecta, Lepidoptera, Erebidae.
AUGAAAAUUAUAAGACAGGGCUUAGUUGAAUCUAAGUUAGAUAUUGAAAUUCAAAGAAAAGAUCCCAAUUCUCCUCUGUAUUCUGUCAAAACAUUUGAAGCAUUACAUUUGAAGCCUAAUUUACUAAAAGGCGUCUAUGCAAUGGGUUUUAAUGCUCCUUCUAAAAUCCAAGAAACGGCUUUGCCUACACUCUUAGCUGAUCCACCACAGAACAUGAUUGCACAAUCUCAGUCAGGAACAGGUAAGACUGCUGCAUUUGUAUUAGCAAUGUUAACUAGAGUAGAUCCCACAAAGAAUUACCCUCAAGUGCUCUGUUUGAGUCCCACAUAUGAACUUGCUAUACAAACAGGAGAGGUUGCAGCCAAAAUGGCAAAAUUCUGUCCAGAAAUUAAACUGAAAUAUGCCGUAAGAGGUGAGGAGGUACCUAGGGGUACUAAGCUCACAGAUCAUAUUGUUAUUGGAACCCCUGGAAAAAUGCUUGAUUGGGGUGUAAAAUUUGGUAUGUUCGACAUGAGUAAAAUCAAAGUAUUUGUUCUUGACGAAGCUGAUGUUAUGAUUGAUAGACAAGGGCAUCAGGAUCAGUGUAUUCGUAUACACAAAUGUUUGCCAACAACAUGCCAGAUGAUGUUCUUUUCUGCCACAUAUGGCGCCAAUGUGAUGGAGUUUGCUGAAGUAAUUGUUCCUAAUCCUAUCAUUAUUAGAUUGCUUAGAGAAGAAGAAUCAUUGGAUAAUAUUAAGCAAUACUAUGUAAAAUGCAAAAGUCCUGAAGAGAAAUAUAGAGCUAUUUGUAAUAUCUAUGGAGUAAUAACUAUCGGUCAAGCAAUUAUAUUUUGUCAUACAAGAAAAACUGCUAGUUGGUUGUCAGAAAAAAUGUCGAAGGAUGGACAUUCAGUGGCUGUAUUGUCUGGGGAAUUAACUGUAGACCAGAGAAUAGCAGUACUUGAUCGUUUUAGAGCUGGCCUCGAGAAAGUUCUGAUUACUACCAAUGUAUUGUCCAGAGGUAUAGAUGUAGAACAAGUCACUUUAGUGGUUAAUUUUGAUAUGCCAAUGGAUAUGGACAAGAAAGCUGACUGUGAAACGUACCUACACAGAAUAGGACGAACUGGGCGAUUUGGUAAAGCUGGUAUUGCAAUUAAUUUAGUGGAUUCAACUCAAGCAAUGGAUAUUUGCAAAGAAAUUGAAAGCCACUUUGGCAAAAAGAUACAACUUCUUGAUAUUGAAGAUGCUGAAGAAAUUGAAAAGAUUGGUGCAUAA